Molecule: messenger RNA, 2111 nt
Organism: Dinoponera quadriceps
Lineage: Eukaryota; Metazoa; Arthropoda; Insecta; Hymenoptera; Formicidae
Gene: GatB
Product: glutamyl-tRNA(Gln) amidotransferase subunit B, mitochondrial
Exons: 10
Coding region: 274-1881 (535 amino acids)
Biological process (GO): mitochondrial translation; glutaminyl-tRNAGln biosynthesis via transamidation
Molecular function (GO): glutaminyl-tRNA synthase (glutamine-hydrolyzing) activity
Source: RefSeq, a predicted model, not a curated record
UAAUCAAGUAGUACAGUGAACAGCAAUCUUUUACUUUAUUGAGUAUUCUACCGUACUUUUGAAUAAGAUCAAUUACGUUUGCACGAGAUCCUAAGACUGGUUUAUUAUUAAUUAAAUCAUUUGAUUAUCAUGAUUUUCGCCGAAGUUGCAGCCCGUUGAAUUUUAUCUACACUAACACCAAAUGAAAUCACUUCCGACCCGCGUAUACGAUUAGCUGUGUGGAUUGCAUAUCCUCUGCUAUUUCCCUUUAAAUAUUAAAGGGAAGAUUUAAAGAUGUUAUCAAAAAGACAGAUACAUUUUAUUCUCGCGCACGGAUCGAUUAAAAAACAAGUUAGUCGUUUCUCACGGCGAUUUCUCACGUCUAAAGCUGAGAAAGAUGCAAAAGUGCGAGAGCAAUGGAAACCGACUGUGGGCUUGGAGAUUCACGCUCAGAUUGCCACCAAAUCGAAAUUGUUUUCCAACGCAUCCAGUGACUUUGUCAGCCCGAUCAAUUCCUGUGUCUCGUUUUUCGACUGUGCCACACCAGGAACUUUACCUGUGUUGAACAGAAAAUGCGUGGAGUCAGCAGUGCUGACAGCCUUGGCACUGUCCUGCCGGCUGAACGAGAUAUCCUUGUUCGAGAGAAAACACUACUUUUACGCGGAUUUGCCUGCAGGAUUCCAAAUUACCCAGCAAAGACAACCAAUAGCAGUCGGUGGUGAGAUCAACUUCUAUGUAUCCGAUCCUAGAAUACAAAAGCAACCGUAUUCGAAGUCCUCUAAAAUCAAGCAAAUUCAGUUGGAGCAAGACAGUGGUAAAAGUUUGCACAACGAAGAUAUGAAAAGGAGUUUGAUCGACCUGAAUCGCGCCGGAGUACCUCUAUUGGAAUUCGUGUUUGAACCAGAUCUGGUUGACGGCGAGGAAGCGGCCGCGCUCGUGAAGGAGCUUGCUUUUGUUCUGCAGAUAUUGGGCGUUUGCAGCAGCAAGAUGGAAGAAGGAGCGCUUCGCGUCGAUGCUAACGUCUCUGUAAGCGAUCGAGACGGGAAUUUGGGCGUUCGCACGGAAAUAAAGAAUAUUAGCAGCGUGCGUGCUGUAGCUGCAGCUAUCAAAUACGAAAUAAACAGGCACAUUUCUAUUCUCGAAGCGUGCGGUGAGGUAUUCAACGAGACGUGCGCGUGGGACGCUGCUAACAAGAGAACCAUUCCUAUGCGUGAAAAGGAGGAGAAAGAAGAUUACCGAUUCAUGCCCGAGACGAACCUGCCGCCUUUACGUAUACAUGUCAGAGAAGAUCUGCCGAACAAAGACAAUCUAGUCGACGCUGUAUUAUUGAGACAACAGUUACCUGAGUUGCCGGCACAGAUACGUCUGCGAUUAAAAAACGUACUUAAGAUAUCGCCUGCAAUAACUAUAGCUCUAAUGAGCGACUUGAAGUUAUUGCAAUUAUUUCAUAGAAUUAUAGAGAAAGAUGAGAAGCGUGAGCCGCAGCUGGUCGCCAAGUUUCUCGUCGUUCACGUAUUGACCUUCAUUUACAAGAAUAAGUUAACGAUUGAAUUCUGCGACCUACAUAGCGAUUUUAUUGGCCAAUUGAUUGAUUUGUUACAAAACAAAUUAAUUAAUUUACUAAUAGUAGCGAAAGUUUUGGAUAAAUUGAUAACCGAACCAAAGAAACUUCCGAGAGAGAUCGUCGAAGAACACAAUUGGUUCCUAAUAUCGGACAAGAAAAUAUUAGAGCAGAUGUGUUUAGAAGUUAUCGAGAAAAAUCCCAAAAUUGUAAGGAAGUACAAAAAUGGUAACAAGAAGGUGUUUGGAGCGUUUAUGGGACAAAUAGCAAGGAAUACGAACGAAUGUGCAGAUAUGGCUGCCGUUGCCACCAUUAUGGAGAGAUUAUUGAGCUCAAAUUGAAACGGAAUUAGUUUUGUAAUCAAAGAUAUUGUAAAUAACAGCGUUCUGCAAUAAACAAAACAUUCGAAUGCGUGUAAGAGCAAUUUUAUUAAUUACUUACCUUAGAUAUAUAUGGGGUCACAAUCAAUCGCACGUAUCGUUAACGAUUAUUGUAAAGAUAGAUAUUUAAGAACUGUAUGUUACAAUACACAAUUAAAAUACCAUUGCAAUGAUCGCAUUACAUUUAUACA